Messenger RNA from Lathyrus sativus (Indian pea), 1194 nucleotides. The record is from the annotation of a GenBank genome assembly. NCBI's taxonomy places the organism in Eukaryota, Viridiplantae, Streptophyta, Magnoliopsida, Fabales, Fabaceae.
AUGGCCAACAACAAGGUUGUUAUUAGAGAGUUUGAUGAAGAUAGAGAUGUUAAGGUUGUAGGGAAGCUUGAAAGAAACUGUGAGAUUGGAACUACUAAAAAGGGUUUCUCCAUUUUCACCAACAUGAUCACUGACCCUUUAUCUAGGAUUAGGUUCUAUCCCAUUCGUGUUAUGUUGGUUGCUGAGCUUGUUGAAUGCAGGGAGCUUGUUGGAGUUGUUAGAGGCUGCAUUAAAAGUGUGCAAACUUCCUCUGGAUCACUCUUCAAGAUGGGUUGCAUACUAGGCCUUAGAGUCUCUCCUACACACAGGAGAAAGGGGGUUGGACUAAAACUUGUGUCCUCAAUUGAAGAAUGGAUGGUAAGGAAUGGUGCUGAUUAUGCAUUCCUAGCCACUGACAAGAACAACAAUGCUUCAAAAAACCUAUUCACCAACAAAUGCAACUAUGUGAAUCUCAGUUCACUUAUCAUAUUUCUCCACCCAACUACUUUCCCUAUAAUAAACCACAUUUCCAAGGAUAUCAAAAUAGACAAAAUAAAUAUAGACCAAGCAAUUUUUUUAUACACAAGACUCUUGAAAACCAAAGAUUUGUAUCCAUUAGACAUGGACAUUAUUCUCAAAGAGAAACUCAGUUUAGGAACUUGGGUUAGUUAUUACAAAGAUCAAGACUUCAAACUCAACGGCGCCGAAGACAUUAUUCUUACAGAUAAAGUCACAGCAAACUCAUCAUGGAUCAUUUUUAGUUUAUGGAACACUUCUGAAGCUGAUGAGGUUCAAGAUGUCAAAACAAAGUUAUCUCAACCACUUAGGUUUCUUCAUGCGACAUUAAAUCACGCAAAGGACAAAAUAUGUCCGUGUUUGAGAAUGUUGAGGAAUGAAUCAUUAAUGUGUAAUAACAGUUUCGGGUUUCUUUUUGUUUAUGGACUUCAUGGGGAAGGAGAGAAUCUUGGAGGGUUAAUGGAAUCAGUAUGGAGGUUUACAUCAAGAAUAGGAGAAAAGUUAAAGGAGUGUAGAGUUGUGAUAACUGAAUUAGGGUUUGGUGAUCCACUUAUAGACCAUGUUCCUCAAGUUGAUUCUAUGACUUGUGUUGAUGAUAUGUGGUACACAAAAAGACUUGGAAAUCACAGUGAUGAUCAAGUGGUGGAGGUGAUGAAGAAACAAUUAGGGAAUGUGUUUGUUGAUCCUAGAGAUUUUUAG